Guillardia theta CCMP2712 is the source of this 11807-nucleotide messenger RNA. RefSeq lists its product as hypothetical. NCBI's taxonomy places the organism in Eukaryota, Cryptophyceae, Pyrenomonadales, Geminigeraceae. Gene Ontology annotation, biological process: microtubule-based movement. The record is from RefSeq and is a predicted model, not a curated record. Gene Ontology annotation, molecular function: minus-end-directed microtubule motor activity; ATP binding; dynein intermediate chain binding. Bases 1 to 11766 code for a protein of 3921 amino acids. Gene Ontology annotation, cellular component: dynein complex. The transcript is spliced from 6 exons.
AUGGACAGGAUAGCUGACAACGAUACCUAUAAGUUUCGCUGGGCUGAUAAUGAUGAAAUCGAAAUUCUUCCUCGUUUACUGAUAAUGUUUCUUGCGGAAGAUCCGUUUCUAUUCGCCAGGCGAGUUGCAAGAGCUCUGAAAAUACGGGAUUUGAACAUGAAAGAGCUUAUGUACAACUUCUUUGUUGAUAACAUGCCAACUGAAGGCGUUUCGAAUCUGUCACUGGAACAGCUGAAUAGAGUUAUGAUGUUAGUUUCAAAUUCAGGAAAGAUUGACCGAAAGAGUCUGGAUGCCAUUGGACUGGUUGAUGAAAUGAAUUUAGAGUAUUCAAGAACUAUGAAUCGGAUUACCUUGGACUCACAGUAUGACAUUGACAACAGCAACGAAAUGAUGCGAAAUGUUUACGUACCACCCUUACGUUUCCAUAGUAGUCGAGAAUACGGUGUUUUGCAAGAUAUUCCUCCGCAUGAUUGGGCACAACAAUAUUGUCUUUUUAAUUUCAACUCUUUUCUUACCAAGACAGAAUUGAUCAAUUGCAUUGUCAAAACCAAAACAGAGAAUCAGAAGAUUCUUUCGAUGAGUUUGUUCGCGCCGCAUCCAAACAAAACCACCAAACCAGAUGAAUUCGAGCACCUUGAGCUUCAAGCUAUUUCUCAGACCUCCGCAUAUCUAAAGGACACCUGGUUGACUUCACUGAAGAACAGUCUCAGGAACGGAUUGAAAGAUGUUGGAAAAGGAUGGUUCAACCUAAAUGAAACCAAACGUGAGGUUUACGACAUAAGCAAACUAAAGAAAUUCAUGACCAUGAUAAACUUUAUGAUGCAAGAUACGCUAAGGUCAAUGGCAGAGGACUCUCUGACUAGUUUUGCGGACUUCAUCUGCAGUGCCGUUGCAUAUGACGUGGAGGUACACGACAUCUCGACCGUCAGAAAUCAUCGCUUGGUUGACAGUCAAUUGAAAUGGCCGCUCUUCAAAUUAGAAUUGAUUUUGAAUCAAGACGGAACGGUGGACAUCGGGAGCAAUGGAGUUCCAACACCUUUCGAGCAAGUUGUUGAAAUGCCUCUCUCCUUGUUUGACAAAGCCCUUUCGUCUAUUUCAGAUAUCCCGCAAAUCGAACCAAUGGUUGUCGAUCAAAUAUUUUGGAGCUCAAAACCAAUUCUGGCCAGCAUACAUCCUACUGAAAGUCUUCCAUCAACUUUGAGAGACAAGAUGAAAAAUGGUCUACAGGAAUCGUUGAAACCUAUGCAAGAGUACAUGGGCAAGUUUGGUGAAUUUCGGUCAAUCUUGACAACGAAUCCCGAAGAGUAUGUGGCCGAAUUCAUGAAGGAUAAGAAAUUGACCAAUCUUGUAGAUUCUAAAGCGGACAUUGAGAACCGAAUCCCCUUAUCUAUGCAAAUUGGAGCCUUCGAAUUAAGUUUAGAGAGCUUGAGAGUUGCAUUGCAAAAUGACUAUCAAAAAAUGAUAGAUCUCUUUCUGCAUCAGGUAGCUGCCCAAACAAGGGACUUGUGCGACGAACAUAUGAAGAAAUGUGAUCAGAUUGUCAAGAAGUUGAAAAAUCCUUCAAAAAGCAUUGAGGAAUUGACCGAAUUGAAAGACUUUAUUCAUCAUUUACCCGAAUCCAUAAAUGCAAUACAUCAGGAGAUAGCUCGAACAAUGCAAAAUUAUGAGCUACUUGACGACUACAAGUAUGAAUACACCAGAGAUGAUACCAAGAGAAGGUGGAACACAUUCGGAGUUCUCUCAAAAAUCUCUCAAGCUAUGGAGUUUGCCAACACGAUGAUCAAGUCGGAUAAGGAGAUCUUUGAGAACGAGAUGCUUGAAGCACAAGAAGAAUUUGCAAAUGAGCUGAGCUCAAUCUCUGCCCUUGUUUCGAAUUUCUCGAAGCACUCAGAUUUAUCGAAAACGAAAGAGAUUUCAGAGACGGUGAUGUCAAUCAACGAAAAAUUGAAAAAUGCGAUGGCACAAGCCCAGCUUUUCAAUUCUAGAGAAGCCCAGCUAGAAAGGGCCAUCACCAACUACAAUGAAAUGCCAUAUGAGCUACAGAAAGUUCAGAAGGCCUUUGAGCCAUAUUCAAAUUUUUGGUUGGCUGCAAGGGAGUGGGAAAGCAACUUUUCUACUUGGAUGGACGGAAAAUUCAAUGAGAUAGAUCCAGAGCAAGUGGACAGGGUAACACAGAACUGCUUUAGAGUAAUCCUGAAGAGCACCAAGUUUUUUGAAGGAAAACUUCCAGAACUUUUGGAUGCUGCGAACAAUUUGAAAUCGCAGAUCGAUUCAUUCAAAGAAUUGAUACCUCUGGUGCAGGCAUUGAGGCAGCCUGGCAUGAGAGAUCGGCACUGGCAAAAUCUUACCGAGCUCCUUGGUUUUGACCUAAAGCCUGAUGAUUCAUUCACGCUGAGGAUAGGUAUCGAGCAGCAAAAGCUCAACGAAAGGAUGGAAACCAUAGUGAAGGUUUGUGACAUUGCAGGCAAAGAAUUUGCUAUAGAAGAAGCAUUGAAUAAGAUGGAGAGAGAUUGGAAAGGAGUGGAGCUGCACGUAAAAGCAUACAGAGACACUGGGACAUUUGUUCUUGGUGGCUGGGACGAGAUCUUUCAAUUACUUGAUGAUCACAUUGUUUUGACUCAAGGCAUGACAUUUUCUCCCUACAAGAAACCGUUCGAAGAACGCAUCUCAAAAUGGGAACAUGCUUUGAAAUUGUGUUCUGAUAUUCUAGAACAACUUCUUGCGUGCCAGCGAAAUUGGAUGUAUUUGGAACCAAUUUUUGCUUCAGAUGAUAUUCAGAAGCAAUUGCCCACUGAGUCAAAAAGAUUUCAAACAGUAGACCGAAAUUGGAGAAAAUUCACUGCAGAAGCCAACAAGAAUUCCGAGCCUUUGCAGUUAUGCAAUACAGAAAGAAUAUUGCACACCUUCGUGGAUUGUAACAAACUUCUCGAUAUCGUGGCGAAAGGACUAUCUGAUUACUUGGAAACCAAACGUUCUGGAUUUGCAAGGUUCUAUUUCUUGUCAAACGAUGAAUUACUCGAGAUUUUGAGUCAGACAAGGGAUCCUUUGGCUGUUCAACCCCAUCUCAGAAAAUGUUUUGAAGCGAUUGAUCGUCUCGACUUCAAGGAAGAAAGCGGUAAGAUGUUGUGGACUGCCAUGAAUUCGGCCGAGAAGGAAAAGGCUUCGUUUGACACUGCAGUGCCUGUGGCGGGAAAUGUUGAGAACUGGUUAUCGCAAGUGGAAAGAAUGAUGAAGCAGAGUGUGAAGUCCAUUUGUAAGGCGUCUGCAGAAGAUUACCUGACGAACACUGGCGGAAGGAAACAGUGGGUGCAGGAAUGGCAAGGGCAGAUGGUAUUGGCUGGAAGCCAGCAUUACUGGUCUAUCGAGAUGGAGGAAGCGAUGCUGCAGGGCGGAAACGAGGGACUGCGUAAGUACUAUCAAAAGAUGCUUCUCCAGUUACAGGAUUUGGUGGACAUUGUUCGUUCGAACCCAUCGUACUUGAUAGCGCUGACCCUCGGAGCCUUGAUGGUGAUCGACGUACAUGCUCGAGACGUUACUUUGAAGAUGUGUGAGGAUGGAGUCUCAAGCCCAAAAGAGUUUUCCUGGGUCAGCCAGCUCAGGUACUACUGGGAAGAUCAAGAGGACUUGCCAGGUCUAGGUAGCCCAGGGUUCAUCGUGAGGCAGAUUCAAGCUAGUUUCCCAUAUGGAAUGGAGUACCUCGGCAACACCCCCCGACUAGUCAUCACCCCUCUGACUGAUCGCUGCUAUAUCACCCUCACCGGUGCCAUGGAUCUACUUCUUGGAGGAGCUCCGCAGGGACCAGCAGGGACGGGAAAGACUGAAACCACUAAGGAUCUUGCUAAAGCACUUGCUAAGCAGUGUGUCGUGUUCAAUUGCAGUGAUGGCCUUGACUAUCUUGCAAUGGGAAAAUUCUUCAAGGGGCUUGCAAGCUCUGGAGCGUGGGCUUGCUUUGACGAGUUCAACAGGAUUAACGUAGAAGUGCUGUCGGUCAUUGCCCAGCAAAUCAUCUCCAUUCAGAAAGCUGUGAGAGCAAGGUUACCCAGAUUUACUUUCGAGGGCUCAGAAAUCAAUCUAGAUCCCGCCAACGCAGUCUUCAUCACGAUGAAUCCUGGAUAUGCUGGCCGAGCUGAAUUGCCUGAUAAUCUCAAGGCGUUGUUUAGGCCAGUGGCAAUGAUGGUUCCAGACUACGCGCUCAUUGCAGAGAUCAGUCUGUUUUCAUUUGGAUUUGGUGAUCCAAGGCCUGCAAGCAAGAAGAUGGUGGGCACCUUCCAGCUUUCAUCUGAGCAGCUCUCCUCUCAGGAUCAUUAUGACUUCGGUAUGCGUGCAGUCAAGAGUGUCAUCAAUGCAGCUGGACUGCUCAAACGAGCUCAACCUGACGCCGACGAAGAGCUGCUGGUGAUGAGAGCUCUUCUCGAUGUCAAUCGCCCCAAGUUUCUGAGGGACGACCUCAUCUUGUUCCAAGGCAUCAUCAGCGAUCUCUUUCCGGGGACCAAGGAGCCCACGAGAGAAUACGGCAAGCUGAUGGAAGCCAUCCAUGCCAGAAGCAAAGAAAACAACCUGCAGCCUGUCGAGGCCUUCACGAGCAAGUGCAUUCAGCUGUAUGAGACUACCACGGUCAGGCACGGCCUCAUGCUCGUUGGUCCUGCAGGGGGCGGCAAGACGAAAGUCGACCUGAUCCUGGCAGAGGCCCAGUCAAUGUGUGCGGGAAUAGACGGCUUUACUCACACCAAGAGGUUGAUCAUCAACCCCAAGUCGAUCACCAUGGGUCAGCUGUACGGAAGCUUCGACGAGAACACGCACGAGUGGACUGACGGCAUCCUCUCUACCAUCGUGAGGCAAUGCACCAACGAGGAGACGGAAGACAAGAAGUGGAUUGUUUGCGACGGCCCUGUGGAUGCCAUCUGGAUUGAGAGCAUGAACACUGUUCUGGAUGAUAACAAGAAGUUGUGUCUUGUCAGUGGUGAAAUAAUCAAAUUGUCGCCAACCAUCUGCAUGCAGUUUGAAGUUGAGGAUCUUGCUGUAGCUUCUCCGGCCACUGUCAGUAGAUGCGGAAUGAUCUUUGUGGAGCCAUCUGCGCUUGGAGUGACUGUCUUGUACGAAUCCUGGUUGGAACGAUUAGAUGAAAAGUUCAAGCCGUUUGAGAAGGAGUUUCAACAUCUCAUGUCUACCUUUAUUGAACCUGCCUUGCAAUUUGUCCGUCGAAAUAUCACCGAAGUUGCUCAAACUGUGGACAAUAACCUUGUAAACAGCUUGUUGAGGUUGAUCGAUUGUCAAAUUGCAACAUGUUUUGCACGGGUGGAAGAAGAAGAGGACGAAAGGAAGGUGGAGCCAGCUAAAAUCGUUUCAGAGUCCUUCUUCUUCGCCCUCAUCUGGUCCAUUGGAGCCUCAUGCGAUUAUGCUGGAAGAUCCAAGUUUAACUCAUGGCUGAAGGAAAGCGUUGCUUCAGCAAACCUCAAUAGCAAAAUGCCAUCCCUCGAGGACGGUGUUACGACUUGUUAUGAUUUCUUGUUUUCCUUCAGAAGUUACGAAUGGGUAACAUGGUUAGAAACGACAGAGAAGUUUGUUUUGGACAUGCAAACAAGCUUCGAGAACAUUGCUGUGCCUACGGUUGAUACCAUUCGAUCUUCUCAUGUGCUUGAUUUGCUCCUUCGAAACGAUGUGAACGUGCUUUGCUGUGGUCAGACAGGCACAGGAAAAUCAGUGGUUGUCAAUGAAAAAGUUGGAAAGAAAAUGCCGGAGAAGUAUGUUCCGAAGUUCAUGGCGUUCUCAGCAUCUACCUCUGCCAAUCAGACACAGGAUGUUCUUGACGGCACCAUGGACAAGCGGAGGAAGGGAAUCUUCGGCCCGCCAGUAGGGAAGAAGCUCGUCCUUGUGAUCGACGACCUCAACAUGCCUGCCAAGGAAGUGUACGGGGCCCAACCGCCCAUUGAAUUGAUUCGUCAAUGGUUUGAUCACCAAGGUUGGUACGACAGGAAAACGUUUGAGUUUCGAAACAUCGUGGAUGUUACUUUAUGUGGAGUGAUGGGUCCUCCCGGUGGCGGUAGAGUAGCCCUGACCAAUAGGUUCAUGCGGCACUUGAACUUCUUGGCAUUCCCUGAGAUGGGUUACGAUUCAUUGAGCUUGAUCUUCUCAACCAUCUUGUCAGGAUGGUUUGCUCACAACUUUACGAAUCACAUGGAAACAUUCGGAGACGUUGUUCCAAAGUUUGUGAAAGCUACUCAUGCUGUCUAUUCCUCCGUGUUGAAGGAGCUGCUGCCCACACCUGCUAAAGCACAUUAUGCGUUCAACUUGAGAGAUUUGUCAAAGGUGUUCCAGGGAGUCCUCAUGGGGGAUGUUAAGUCAUUAACUACACUUCAAGAUGUUUGCAGAAUCUGGAUACACGAAUGUAUGCGAGUGUUUUCUGAUCGACUCAUCAACGACGAAGAUAGAGAAUGGUUUAGAAAACUGCUUUCUCUGCAGCUUCAAGAGAACUUUGAAAUAGAUUACACUGAGCUGAUCGGCAGCAACAGGCUGAUCUUCGGGGAUUAUAUGAAUCCUGGUACAGACAACAAGCGGUACCAGUGGAUUGAGGAUUUUGGAAAGCUGCAAAAGGUGAUGGAAGAAUAUUUGGAUGAUUACAAUGCAGAGACUACCAAGAAGAUGAACUUAGUCAUGUUCUUGGACGCAAUUGAGCAUGUUUCAAGGAUCUGUCGAAUCAUUCGAACUCCUCUCGGCAAUGCUUUGCUUCUUGGUGUUGGUGGAAGCGGAAGGCAAAGCUUGACACGGCUGGCUGCCUUCAUUGCAGAAUUCAAAUGCAUCUCUAUCGAAAUCACCAAAGGGUACGGAAAGAACGAAUGGCGGGAAGAUUUGAAGAAAUGCCUGCUGGCUGCAGGUGUGGAGAACGAGCAGAUAGUAUUCUUAUUCACGGACACGCAAAUCAUCAAAGAGUCCUUCAUGGAAGACAUUAAUGGCAUCUUAAACAGCGGCGACGUUGCCAACAUGUACGGGAACGACACCCUAGAAGAAAUCGGAGCAGCUAUGCGUCCGGUUCUCCAGGCAAAGGGAAUCGCCCCAACGAAAGCGUCUCUCUACGCAGAAUACCUCACUAGGGUUCGCAGUAAUCUGCACGUGGUCCUUGCUAUGAGCCCCGUCGGCGAUGCUUUCAGGACUCGGCUCAGGAUGUAUCCAGCCCUUGUGAAUUGUUGCUCGCUCGAUUGGUUUGCGGAGUGGCCUGAUGAAGCUUUGGAGUCCGUUGCGCAACAAAAAUUAUCCGACAUCGAUUUUGAAUCACAGCAAAUUCGGCAAGGCGUGUAUGAUAUGUGUACCAGAAUCCACAUGAGUGUAGAGAAGAUGUCAGCCAAGUUUCUCUCGGAACUCGGUCGAUACAAUCAUGUCACUCCGACGAGUUACCUCGAGUUGCUGAUCACGUACAAAGAGCUCUAUUCUCUCAAGAAGCAAGAAGUCCAACGGUCGAAGCAAAGGCUGGAGAUCGGGCUGGACAAGCUGAUCAGCACAGCAGAGAUGGUAUCUGUGAUGCAGGUGGAGUUGAGCGAGCUACAGCCGAUCUUAGAGAAGAAAGGACAGGAGGUGGAAGACCUCAUGAAGGUCAUUUCCAAAGACAAAGCCGACGCCGAGAUCACCCAGGCGGCAUGUGCCGAAGAAGAGAAGAAGGCGAACGAGAAGGCUGUAGCCACCAAGACGAUUGCAGACGACGCGCAACGUGAUCUAGACGAAGCUCUCCCUGCCUUGGAUGCUGCUGUCGCUUCCUUGAAGAGUCUGAACAGGAAUGACAUUGUCGAGGUGAAGGCUUUAUCAAACCCUCCAGCUGGAGUAAAGAUGGUGAUGGAAGCUGUUUGCAUCAUGUUCGAGUACAAGCCUGAGAAGGUCAAGGAUCCAAACGACCCAAUGAAGAAGAUUGAUGAUUAUUGGGGCGUUGCAAAGAGCAAGGUUUUGGCUGACCCCACAAAGUUUCUCGACUCUUUGUUCAACUAUGAGAAAGAUAACAUCAAAGACACGACGAUCAAGAAGAUCGAGCCUUUCGCCAACAACCCUGACUUCACUCCUGAAGCCGUAGCUAAGGUGUCGAAGGCUUGCACAUCCAUAUGUCUUUGGGUCUUGGCGAUGAACAAAUACUAUCAUGUGGCCAAGAUGGUCGAACCCAAGAAGAGGCAGCUUGCUGAAGCUCAGGCAGAGCUGGAUGAAACCCUUGCAAAACUAGCUCUUGCGCAGAAAGAGUUGAAGGAAGUGCAGGACCGGGUAGCGGAGCUCGAGGCCAAGUUCAACGACGCGGUCAAGGAGAAGAGUGAGCUAGCACACAAGGUCGAGCUAUGCGCGUUGAAGUUGGUCAGGGCGGACAAGCUCAUCGGAGGUCUCGGGGGGGAAAGGAGCCGGUGGCAGGAGUCAGUGAAGCAGUUCGAGAUAGACUUCAAGAACGUGGUCGGAGACGUGCUCUCAGCGGCUGGCGCGAUAGGCUACUUGGGAGCCUUCACCGGGCAGUACCGUGAUGAGCUUUAUUCGAUAUGGCAAGAGAGCAUGAAAGAGUUCUCGAUACCUCAUUCCAAGAUCUGCGAUUUGAUCAGCGUCUUAGAAGACCCAGUCUUGGUCCGCCAAUGGAGAAUAGAGGGUUUGCCUGCAGACAGGCUCUCGACUGAGAACGGCAUCAUAGUGUCGAAAGCAAGGAGAUGGCCUCUGAUGAUUGAUCCUGAGACACAGGCAAACAAAUGGAUCAAGAACAGGCAUCACUCCGAUGGCCUAGCAGUCAUCAAGUUGAACGAUAAGGAUUACUUGCGGACCCUCGAAGGAGCGAUUCGGUUCGGGAAACCGGUGCUUCUCGAAAACUUACACGAAGAUUUGGAUGCGUCCCUAGAGCCGUUGUUGCUCAAGCAGGUCUACAAGGCUGGCGGUCAAUUGACCAUCAAUCUUGGAGAUUCAGCCAUUCCUUACCAUGAAGAGUUUCUCUUCUACAUGACAACAAAAUUGAGGAAUCCAUACUACACCCCUGAGACAGCUGUCAAGGUCACCCUGUUGAACUUCGCCAUCACACAGGCUGGACUGAUCCAGCAGCUGCUUGGAGUUGUUGUGCAAGAAGAGAGGCCCGAUCUCGCUCAGAUGAAGGACCAGUUGGUCAUCAACAACGCGGCGAUGGUCAAACAAAUGACUGAAAUCGAGAGCAACAUUCUCAAACUGUUAGCUGAAUCGACAGGAGACAUUCUUGAAGAUGAAACUCUGAUCAACACGCUGUCUGAGUCAAAGAAGACGUCGACAGAAGUUGAAGAGAAGUUGAAGGAGGCCGAGAGCACAGAGAAAGAAAUCGACGAAACGAGAGAGAAAUACCAACCGGUCGCUUUUCGUUCAGCUAUUCUGUACUUUGCAGUGGCGGACUUGUCAGCGAUCGAUCCCAUGUACCAGUACUCGUUAAGCUGGUUUGUGAGUCUCUACAGAAGAGGCAUCCAGAAUGCCGCCAGCGAUAGCAACCUCGACAUCAGACUGCAGAACAUCACUGACUACUUCACGUACUCCAUCUACAUCAAUUGCUGCCGCAGUCUCUUCGAAAGGCACAAGCUUAUGCUUUCGUUCUUGAUUUACACCCGCAUAGAAGAUGGCGAUGGCAACUUGGAUCAUUCUGAGUUCCGUUACUUGCUUGCUGGCCCGACUUCCGUGCAGACCAGCAAUCCUAACCCUGCGCCUGAGUGGCUCCCUCAGAACGCGUGGAUCGAAAUCAGCAACCUGGCAAAGUAUCCCAACUUCCACGGGCUGGACGAGAACUUUGCUCAGAACCUCGACAGCUUCAAGAGGAUCUACGACUCUCUAGCUCCUCAAGAUGAACCGAUUCCUGAACCAUGGCAGUGGAAAUCUCUACAGAAAUGUUUGUUGCUGCGGGCCCUGCGGCCUGACAAAUGCAUCCAAGGGAUACAAAAAACCGUCAGCGAGCUUCUGGGAGAACAGUUCAUUGAGACUCCUCCCUUCGACCUGGCAGCUGUCUACAUGGACUCGUCAGCUACCACCCCCCUCAUCUUCGUGCUCUCAUCCGGUGCAGACCCCACCGCAACGUUCCUCAAGUUUGCAGAGGAGCAGGGGUUUGGCAAGAAGCUCGAUGCCAUUUCUCUGGGUCAAGGACAAGGUCCGAUAGCGGCAAAGAUGAUCAACGAGGCGAAAGAUCGAGGGUCCUGGGUCCUCUUGCAGAAUUGUCAUCUCGCCACUAGCUGGAUGCCUACCAUGGAGAGGAUCAUCGAGACCUUGGAUCCUGACACGGUGCACAAAGACUUCCGGCUGUGGUUGACGAGCAUGCCCUCCGCCAACUUCCCGGCGUCUGUACUGCAAGACGGAGCCAAGAUGGUGAUGGAACCGCCCAGCGGUCUGCGUACAAACGUGAUUUCAACCUACUUGAAGUUCGAAGGGAAUUAUCUCAGUGAGUGCAGUAAGCUGACGGAGUGGAGGAAACUUCUGUUUGGAAUCUGCUUUCUCCACGCGGUCUUACAAGACAGGCGCAAGUUCGGUCCUCUGGGGUGGAACAUCCUGUAUGAGUUUGCUGAAGGAGAUUUAGAUUGCUGCCGGCAACAGUUGCAGAUGUUCCUGAAUGAGUACGAGGAAAUCCCAUGGGCAGUGCUGCAGUUCCUGGAGGCAGAAAUCAAUUAUGGUGGGAGGGUGACAGAUGAUAAAGAUAGGAGGUUGCUCAACACGAUAGUGAGAGGACUCACCUGCGAGGCAGUCUUAGAGAGCGAUUACAAGUUCUCUGAGUCUGGGAUCUAUUAUGCUCCUGAAUUCGCGACCGUGGAGGAGUAUGUUGAGUUUGUGAGAGGCUUCCCACUCUCACCAGCACCUGAGGCUUUUGGCCUGCAUGAGAACGCUGACAUCACCUGUGCUCAGAACGAGACCUUCGCUCUCUUCGCUAGUCUGCUCAAAUGCCAGCCCAAGUCUGCGAGUGGAGACGGGAAUAGAGAUGACCAGAUCUUGCAGGAGGCACAGGACAUCUUGAACAGAAUCCCUGCGUCACUGGAUAUUCUCCACGCACAAGAGAAGUUUCCGACAGACUACCAUGAGUCGAUGAACACUGUUCUCACCCAAGAGAUCCUGCGCUACAACGCCAUGCUCAAGGUGAUCAACUCCACGCUCAAGGUUCUGCUCAAGGCCAUCAAGGGCAUCGUCGCCAUGUCCGGAGAGAUGGACGCCAUCGGCACCUCAAUCUUCAACAAUCAGGUUCCAGACGCGUGGGCUCAGAAGGCAUAUCCUAGCCUCAAGCCUCUCGCGUCCUGGCUCAUCGACCUCGAAGCAAGACUUGCUUUCAUCCAGAAAUGGAUCAACGAUGGGCAUCAGGAGGCAUACUGGAUUUCAGGUUUCUACUUCCCUCAAGCGUUCCUGACGGGAGCCAAGCAAAACUUUGCUCGCAAGUAUCAGUAUGCGAUCGACAAAGUCAGCUUCGAGCACGUGGUUCGUGACGACAUCACUGCUGAGUCGGCUCAGAAGCCGGAGGACGGGGUGAUCAUCUAUGGUCUCUAUAUGGAAUCCUGCCGAUGGGAUUCAGAGAACCACUUGCUGAGCGACCCGCUCCCCAAAGAGUUGUUCUCAGAGGCUCCUUGCUUCUGGCUGAAACCAGCCUACGACAAACCUCCCACAGAUCACAAGACAAUUUACGAGGCUCCUUUGUACAAGACCCUAGAUCGCGCUGGAACACUCUCAACCACAGGGCAUUCCACCAACUUCGUCUUGAUGAUCGAAUUACCAACAGACAAGUCUCAAUCGUUUUGGAUCAAGCGAGCUGCUGCUUUGUUCUGUGCCCUCAAGUUCUGAUGUAGUUUUUUCUUGUCUAAAUAAAGGCUUGUGACAUUAGG